Messenger RNA from Brassica napus (rape), 3131 nucleotides. Its product is annotated as protein GL2-INTERACTING REPRESSOR 2-like. NCBI's taxonomy places the organism in Eukaryota, Viridiplantae, Streptophyta, Magnoliopsida, Brassicales, Brassicaceae. The transcript has a single exon. The record is from RefSeq and is a predicted model, not a curated record. The coding region runs from base 1656 to 2015 and encodes 119 amino acids.
UAAUUUUAAGAGGUUCAGAGCGGUUUGGAGCGAUUUGCAGCGGUUUGUAUGAUUGUUUCGAAACGAUGUAAACCGCUACCAACCGCAAAAACUGCGUUUAUGGGUCGUAGCGGAAAAGCCAGCCGGGUCUUUAGUGAACCUUUAAAUUCACCUCUAUUUUUAUUACCAAUCAAAAUGUCACUUAGAUUAAUAAUAAAAUAGAUUAAUUUUAUUUAAAAAAUCUGAAAUAAUUGAAAAAAAUAAUAACGCUAAUUUUAAUUAUCUUAACGCCAAUAACUAAACCCUAAAUUUUAAAUCUACGCCCUAAACCCUAAAUCUAAACCGUAAACCGUAAACCCUAGCUAAACCCAAACCGUAAACUCUAAACCCAAACCCUAUAUCCUAAACCCAAAUCAUAGACUCUAAACUCAAACCAUAUAUCCAAACCUAAUCCCUACACUUUAAACUCAAAUCGUAAACCCUGAACCCAAAUCAUAUAUCCUAAAGGUUUGGGUUAAUGUUGAUGUUGUUUCUUUAUGAUUUAAGAUUUGGGUUUAGAGUCUAGGUUUGGAUUUAGGAUCUAGGGUUUGAGUUUAAGGUCUAGGGUUUGGGUUUAGAGUUUACGGUUUGGAUUUACUGUUUAGGAUUUGGGUCUAAGAUAUAGGGUUUGAGUUUAGGGUUUAGAGUUUGAGUUUAGAAUUUAGGGUUUAGGGUUUAGAUUUAAGGUUUAUGGUUUAGUUAGUGGUGUUAGCGUCAUUCUAAUUCUAAUGAGCGUCAUUAUUUUUUUUCAAUUAUUUUAAUUUUUUUUAAAAAAGCAAUGUAUUUUAUUAUUAAUUUAUGUAGCAUUUUGGUUGGUAACAAAAGGAGAUACAUAUAUAAUGUUAUACAUUUUUUGGAAAAUAAAUAUUACAAGCUAUAAAGUAUAUAAACACGUAACAUACAUAUAAUGUUAUUGUGUUUUCCACCAUAUUUGACAAAUACAUAUUAACAACCUACGAAAAGUUUUAACAACAAAAUUGGAUUUGAUUUUAGCACAAUCUCGUAUUGUAAAACUAAGAAUCCACGUAAAUGAAUAUAGUACGUCUAAUCCUCCACAAACAUAGUUCAAAACUGAAAAUAAAAACAUACUUUAAAAAUAAAAACACCAACUAAAGUUUGUAGGUUAUUGGUCGGUGGAUCUAAUUUCACCACAAAUUUGAUAUUACUUUCAAGUGAAUGAAAAUUUCAUAAAUACCAUAAAUUUAUUAUUUUAUUGGUUUGAUAUUAGUAUUAUCAUCAUGUCAUAAUCCAAAUGGGUAAAGUUGAGAUUAUAUAAAAAUAAGAAAAAACAUAACUAUAAAAUGUAUGAAUGUAAAAAAAAACUAUAAAAUGUAUGCUUUAUAUUUUAAACGAUAUGUCAACAUUGCCAUCUAAAAAGGUAAAGAAGAAUUGUUUUUCUUCAACAAGUUAAGCAGAAAUAGUUGUUGGAACAAAAAGACUAGUCUAUCUAGCCUAUCAUAGUUAUUUCACCUAUCGUAAUUAAAUUGAGCCUUAAUGAAAAUCUCUCUCUCCCCCUCUCUCUCUCUCUGAAUAGUGGCUUUGCGUUUAUAAAAUGGCCUUACAAGAACCAACAAGAGAAAAUUUCUCAAUAAACCCAUAAUCUCUUUCUCAACCCCCAAAGAAAGAAGAAAUUAACAAUGAGCCGAAGGAACAAGAACGGCCCUAAGCUCGAGCUAAAGCUGAACCUCUCGCCACCUCCUUCUCAAGCCAACCUGAUGAGUCUAGUUCGUUCUCCAAGCCGAUCCAACACAACUUCACCAAGCUCAUGCGUUUCAUCUGAAACGUACCAGGAGGAGAUGGAGACAACAAUCUCAAUGGUACUUGUUGGUUGCCCUCGUUGCCUUAUGUACGUUAUGCUCUCUCAAGAUGACCCAAAAUGUCCAAAAUGCAAAAGCACGGUCCUACUAGAUUUCCUCCACCAAGAUGUCUCCGCCGCUACAACCGCUCCUGCCGAUAUCACGAAACGCAAUAAGACCUGGUGGAACUUUUUUGUUUAACGAAACCCUUUUCGGAACGUAAACCUAUAGACUAGCUGAUCCAACCGUACUAGUUUCUAUAUUUUUCUUUUGCUUCUUCUCGUGGUUGUUUUGUCUUAGAGUAGUGCUAAUCACGCUCCACAUUUAGACUAAACAUGAAGUGGAACGGGAGUAGCACUAACUUUGCUUUUAAUGCAAUAUGAAAUUAUUAGAGCAAAUGAUGUUCAGUAUGAGAAACAUUUGCACUGUGUCCUUUGCACCUUAGAGAUUUGAAAGACUUAUUUCCUCUGUUCCUUAAAAUUUGCAAACGGUGUUUCUUGAAUUAAAUUGUAAAAGAAAAAAAUUGAUAUUUGGUUGGACCGUUGAACAAAGCAGAUACAGCGAACGAAUUUAAAUUGGAAAUGGUUAGAGAUAGUCAACAAGGGGUGAUAGACUAAUUAUCUAUAAUAAUAGUAAGACAUCGGUUUCAUCUGCCUGGUUGUGGUCAUCUGAGAAGUUACAACACGUUUCCUAAGAUUCGAGUUUUCUUUAACCAAAAUUACAACAGUAUGAAAAUUUUGGUUAAACUUUCAAUCUAAACAGUUUACAUGGUAGUUGGGCAACAUGUAAUUCAGUUACUCUUGCCAUUAAUCAGAAACUAUAACCAAACUGGGAUUAAACAGUAUGGUAACAAAUCCACUAUAUACCAUUAAAUACGUUUUUCCAUGUGUUGGCCGGAUCAGCUGAUCAUAAAAAAGACAUCAGUUGGUUGAUUGAGAUGUUGUCGAAUGUUUUGGCCGUCUAGAAAACCUAGUUGGAAAUGGUUAGAGAUGAAACAAAAUACCACAAUGUCAAAAAGAUCCUAUACCAUUAUUUGGGGCACGAAUAGUUUUACUCACCAAACUCAUUACGUCGUACCUAAUAUGCAUUUUGAAAAGUACAACCUUCAUAUAUCCUCUUUUCAAAACCAAACAUCAUAUAUCUUUUUUUUGGAGCAACAAACCAUCAUAUAUCUAAACAACAAAAGAAACGAAAAAUUGUUAAUUAAAGUCUAAACCAAUAAACCACCAUUUAAUCUUAUCAGUAGCUAAAAAUUAAAGUCUGAAAGAUUGUUAGUUUUUCUUAUGAAAAUGCUUUUAGGGUUGCCAAAUAAAAAUU